AUGUCCCAACUCUGUCCACAUGAGUCCGCCACACAGGAUGGCGAUGGCAGGUCUAGAGCUAAAAAUAGGCUCAGGUCGGGACUGAUGGGAGGGCUGGAAGGGCUAGAAGGGGUAGACCUAAUUCGGUUGGGGCUAGGAGGUUCAUCCGGGUUCCAAGAAUUGGGAACAAAAGAAACCUCGGAGGCAAGAGAAGCGAUGGGGGAAGAAAGUAGUGGGAAGGAAAGCAGAGGGUUGGGAGGGGUUUGGGGUUCUGCCGAGGGGCUCAAGAAGGAAAGGAAAGGGAAGUAG
Molecule: messenger RNA, 288 nt
Organism: Linum trigynum
Lineage: Eukaryota; Viridiplantae; Streptophyta; Magnoliopsida; Malpighiales; Linaceae
Source: the annotation of a GenBank genome assembly